AAACACAAUAAAGAUGAACCUAAAGCGUAGAAACAGAAAGUGGAAGAGGCAAAAACUACAGAAAUGAAUAAAGUGGAAAUGCGAAGUAGUAGGAAAAUUUGUGAAAAUUCAAAUCCUGCGAAUUUCAACGCAAAAAUUUGUGGAUAAGUGCAAAAGAAAAGCGCAAAAGUGCUAUUAAAAAAAGCUAGCUUAACAGCCGUUUCGCGUUGUGCGAAAGUGUCGCCAGCGUUAGGGGCGCACAAGGCAAACGAAAAAGAAUAGCCGCAGACAUCUGCCCAUGAUUUGAUUAAAAAUUUGCUGGCAUGAGCUGUACUACUAAAGGUCACCAUAUCGUGUUGCUGAUUUAACAAGAGGAUUACAAAUACAAUAUAUCUAUAUAUAUAUAUAUAUAUAUAUCUGGAUCGUGGAAGGAAUACUUCAUAGGCUCUACAAAGAUGCAUUUAAUCUUGUGUAAAAUUCCGAACAAAUUUCCAAAAUCUCACUCACUCCGGCAACCACCGCACGCGCUUCCGCGAGGCUGUUGCAUUGCUAGCCGCUGAGGCAGAAUUAACAGCAAUUCUCUCGCAGAUAGAAUGUUCAGACCAAUCAAGAACUUCAUCAACUAUAUACAGAAGAAUGCAAGCGGCAGCGCAAUUUUUGGUAAUACUACAACAGGAGCUGACAACGAAACAGUACGUGGCGCUGAAGAAAUCGGCAUCGAAGCAACAAAAGUAAUUUGCGAACAAAGUGAAGUAACAAGAGGUGAAAGCGAGAAGAUUUACGCUAAAGAAAGCAGUAUUUCCAAAGUUAUAAUUAAUCCAAGAGAGCAUAAAGAAAUGAAGCGUAUACAAGUGAAUAAGAUGAAUUGUGUUAAUGGAAAAAGCGACCCGGGGCAAGUGGUUAACGCUAAAGAACUGAAUGGCGUUGGCGGGGACGUUGCUGCAUACGCUGGCGAUGACACCGACGAUGAUAUUGAAUUGCAAAUUAAAAGCAGUGUUAUGCUGCGGGCACCACUAAAACGUGUCUCUGUGGUGGAAAACCUAACAGAUGAAGUGGAUGCAGAUGACGUCGAGAGUUUGGAGCUAAACCGGUCACAGGGCUCAAUAUACGAUCAUAGUGAUGGCAUUGAAGUUGAUUCACAAGAUGAAUAUGAUGACUAUCCACGUGAAGGUGCUGAAGCAAUUUCAGUGCUAAGUGAUGAUGGCACUACUGCUGGUGGUGGAGAAGAUACUGCUGAGGAUGACUUUGUCACGGAGGAGGAAGAUGCUGAAGAUACAUUUUUGAAUUUGCCAAGUUAUCAGGAGCACCGAUUCGAAGACAGUGAAAUCAUCGUGCUCAACGAUGUCGAUGUGAACUCCUCAAUUGCUUCCGAUGCGCCCUCCGAGGAUCCGCUGGCCAUCGACGACUUUACACAGCCGUCGAUUUCGGCCAAUAAGGAUAGUUCAAAUCCGUUAGAUUCCUCCACCAAUGAUGAGGCUUCCACUAGCGCCGAUUUACUAUGGAUCAAUAUCGAUGAAUUAAAGACAAAUACUACAACGCCAAAUGCAGAAAAAGACUUACUAACCGAGCCGCAAUUAAUACACACGCCCACAAGCACGCCACAGCGGCAGCUUACGGCUAAUGUAGUCAAAGAGAAGCGCAAUAGCUCCGGCGGCAGCGCAAACAGCAGCAAUAAUGCUGCAACAACAACACUAAACACUCAAGGUGAUGAACAUGCGGAAGAGAUACGCAGCGAUGGUUCCGAUUCAGGGCUGGGCAGCGAGACAUCCACGCUCCAGACGACACUGGCCAGCCUGGGAGACACUAGCCACUUGACGGCGCCCAGCGGUAAUAGUGCCACAAAUACGCCCACUGGUGGCAAAACGAAAACAAGCGCAAGUAAUAGCUGCAGCACCGGCGACACUGCUUCCAAUUUAACAGUAACAGAUGGUGUGGCAGGCACUUCCAGCGCAAUUGUGCCUGUUGCUGUCACUGUUGCAUUGCCGCCGCUGGCGGCGGUCGCAAAGCCGUUGCGUUCAAAUUUGAAACGUCGCCUCGAUGAGGAAGAGGCACUUGUCGACGCUGCACAACAAACUCAGCUCGCAACCACUGGCGGCUCACAAGUUAAAAAACCUAAGCGUUCCAUUAAUUUUGAAAACGUACAAGUUUACUAUUUUCCAAGACAACAAGGUUUCGGUUGUGUGCCCUCAGCGGGCGGUUGUACGCUGGGCAUGGGUGCACGCCAUAUUGGCUUUAAAACGCUAACACUAGCAGAACAUGCGGCUGAGUUGCGGCGCGCGCAUCGCCUACAAUUACAGGAAAUCAACCCGCGGGGCUCAUCCAGCGACGACAGUGAGGAGUCCGAGGAGGAUUACCUAAGUGAGGGCAGCGGCUCCGAUUUGGAUGCCGAGUCGAAUGGGUUUCUACAGCCAGUGUCGCCGAAACAGCGACGCGCUCUGCUUAAAGCAGCUGGCGUACGCAAAAUUGACGCUGCCGAGAAGAUUGAAUGUCGCGACAUACGAAACUCGCGUGAGGUGUGCGGCUGCACGUGUGUGGAAUUCUGUGAUCCGGAAACUUGUGCCUGCAGUCAAGCGGGAAUUAAGUGUCAGGUCGAUCGCGCCAUGUUUCCUUGCGGUUGUACACGCGAUGCAUGCGGCAAUACAGUGGGCCGCGUCGAAUUUAAUCCCACGCGUGUACGCACACAUUUCAUACACACUAUCAUGCGACUGGAGAUGGAAAAUCGUCAACAGCAAAAUCCGCCACUCUGCAGUACUGUCAGCAGCUAUAGCUUGGCAACCGCCUGUGCCACAACUGCUACCGCUGUGGGUCCACCGCUCGCAAACACCCUACCGCCGACGCCAUCGUACGCCAAUAAUUUACCCGGCAGUUACUAUGCCAUGCAAACACAAUCAAAUUACAGUUCCGGUUAUGCUUCGCCCGCAUAUCCCAGCGAACCGGCGGCCAAUUACUAUCAGCAACAGAGCAGCAGCUCUGCACACUACAGUGCUGUGAGCACAACUGAGCAGCAAAGCUAUCAACUAGACACUUUAGAUGCGGCAAAUUUAUUCACCGGUCCCGCUACUGCCACACCGGUGUACGGCGAAAUGGUGCCAGCCUAUAGCAGCGCAGUUGGCGUGGCGGCAAGUACUGCCACUGUAAGCGCUUAUCACCAGAAUAUCAACUAUUCGGCAGUGCAGCAAACGCAGGUCUCCACUUUCACCGCCUAUCAGCAAACAUCUAGCGCAGCUUAUCUACCACAGCACAGCCAGCAGAGCGCCACUACGACAGCUGCAGCUGCGACCACACACUCUACGCUGCCACCGCCGACCACAUUCAGUUCGUGCGCCGUGCCCUCGCUUCCACCAUACGGCACUGCUACCACAACAGCAGCAGCGGCACAGUAUCAAGACACCAGCAGCUAUGCGCUUGUCGGCACCACAGCGCCCAGCUGCAUCAGCAUUGAUGACAGUGGUGGCCGUGAGCUCGUUGAAUGCGCUACAGAAGUUGACAUUGGAAAUGUCGACUGCGGCGCCACUAACACCAGCGAUAACAGCAGCGCUGCCAAAACCACCACAAUCGAAAUCACUUCCUGCAGCAGCAGCAACAGCAAUCGAAUGCUUGCCGCUAAAGAUAGUAUCGGUGACAUCAGUGGCUUCGGCGACAACGGCACUGGCUCUGACAGCAGCUUCAUACAACUUAGCACACCUAUUUCCAGUGCAGCGCGGCUCUCACAAAUCAAUGAUUUACUACUGCAAAAUCGCCAUACAACGGCCACGCUUGUGGCUAUCUCGCAAACGUCUUGUUUGAGCGUUAGUGCUCGCACUAGUACAAGUACGCUCAUAAGCAGCCGCAGCGUUACUACCGAUUGUGAUUACAAUGACAGCAGCAGUCAAGAUGCUGAACCGGAACAAAAAGAGGAGGAAGAACAAGAAGAAGAUGAAACUGAAGAUGAACUUGAGGAAAAGGUGGCCGAUGAGGUUGCAGCAAAAGACGAAAAAACGCUAAUCACAGAGUCACAAUACUCAGGAGAUGAUGAAAAUGGCGGCGAAAAGACCGCGCUGCAACCGGCAGCAGUUGCAGUCGCAGAAACCGAACCGACACCUGCUGCCAGCGAAAAUCCUGGCAUCAAUGACGAUACAGUGGAGAAGCCAAGUGGUGGAUCAGCUGCCACUACGUGCGCAGGCACUGAAAAAGCAAAUGUCACGCCUAGCAGUGUUGUUGCAUUAGUCGCUGAUAACUGCGCAGUUAGUGGUGUUAGCGCUGCUGCAAUCACAACUACUGUCACUGCCAAUACUGACACAAGCGCAGUGGAUUCGGCGUGCAAAUAAAUUGCGAAAAAGGAUGACUUUGUAACAACCAGGCACACACACAUUCAUCUUCACACGACGCUCGCUAUAAACAAACAUAACAUAAAUUCAUAUAAACAGUUGCACAGGCGUUGCGCUGCAUCAUGCAACGCUACGCUAUGCUUCUUUCUACUACAUUGUUAGCAAUUUUAAGGAGAAGACUUGAUUUUUAUUAGCAUAUAACUAAGCGUAAAACUGAAGUAAA
Rhagoletis zephyria (snowberry fruit fly) is the source of this 4509-nucleotide messenger RNA. It is a transcript of the gene Axud1, whose product is annotated as AXIN1 up-regulated 1. NCBI's taxonomy places the organism in Eukaryota, Metazoa, Arthropoda, Insecta, Diptera, Tephritidae. Gene Ontology annotation, molecular function: DNA-binding transcription factor activity, RNA polymerase II-specific; sequence-specific DNA binding. The record is from RefSeq and is a predicted model, not a curated record. Gene Ontology annotation, cellular component: nucleus. Gene Ontology annotation, biological process: regulation of transcription by RNA polymerase II.